This is a messenger RNA of Stegastes partitus (bicolor damselfish), 4667 nucleotides long. RefSeq names its product solute carrier family 2 member 1b (gene slc2a1b). Gene Ontology annotation, biological process: dehydroascorbic acid transport; response to insulin. Bases 386 to 1861 code for a protein of 491 amino acids. Lineage: Eukaryota; Metazoa; Chordata; Actinopteri; Pomacentridae. Gene Ontology annotation, cellular component: plasma membrane; basolateral plasma membrane; apical plasma membrane. The record is from RefSeq and is a predicted model, not a curated record. Gene Ontology annotation, molecular function: D-glucose transmembrane transporter activity. The transcript is spliced from 10 exons.
UAAUAUAUUAACCGAAGCGUUGCUCAUGUCUCCAAAGAGCAGUUUCCAGAAGCUGGACAAACUUCCAACAUCCUGGAAGACUUUUCACAUCCACGAGGCUGCGCGUAAAAGCUGCUGGAGCUUCAAAACUAAACCGAAGCGGGAGAAAGACAGAAAAAACUAAAGAGCCGACAUCCUGCUACAACUGCUGGGCUUUAAAAAGAAAAGAAAAGAAAAAAAGAAGAGAAACUGAAGAGUUUCUCUUCAAGAAGAAAGAACAUUUCAGCGGAACAACUCUCCCCAAAGAUGAGCGGUUUCUGAGCGACCCUCCGAGGAAGUUCUUCCAUCGCCGCCAACUCUCCCACAAGACCCGCAGACAAAGAAAGAGUCGAGUCUGAGCGCUGCCAUGGACUCGGGGAAGCAAAUAACGUUCUCGUUGAUGAUGAGCGUUGGGGCGGCUGUGAUUGGUUCGCUGCAGUUCGGCUACAACACAGGUGUCAUCAAUGCCCCUCAAAAAAUUAUUGAGCAAUUCAUCAAUGACACGUGGCGGGACCGCUAUACGGAAGAGAUCUCUCAAGGCUCCCUCACAGCUAUCUGGUCCAUCUCUGUCUCUAUCUUCUCUGUGGGUGGCAUCUUUGGCUCGUUCUCUGUCGGACUCUUUGUCAACCGCCUGGGAAGGAGGAACUCCAUGCUCAUGGCCAACGUCCUGGCCUUCAUCGGAGCCAUUCUGAUGGGUUUUUCCAAGAUGGCAAGCUCCUGGGAAAUGCUCAUCAUCGGCCGGUUUGUGAUUGGCCUCUACUCCGGCCUCUCCACGGGCUUCGUGCCCAUGUACGUGGGUGAGGUUUCCCCAACAUCCCUGCGAGGAGCCCUGGGCACUCUGCAUCAGCUGGGCAUCGUCGUUGGCAUCCUCGUCGCACAGGUGUUUGGAUUGGAGGUGAUCAUGGGCAACGCCGACUUGUGGCCGUUACUCUUAGGCUUCACAUUCAUCCCUGCCGUGAUACAGUGCAUCCUGCUGCCUCUCUGCCCCGAGAGCCCCAGAUUCCUGCUCAUCAACAAGAACGAAGAGAACAAGGCCAAGACUGUGCUGAAGAAGCUCAGGGGAACCACAGACGUGAGCGCCGACAUGCAGGAGAUGAAGGAGGAGAGCCGGCAGAUGAUGAGGGAGAAGAAGGUGACCAUCGUGGAGCUUUUCCGCUCACCGCUCUACCGUCAGCCCCUCAUGAUUGCUGUCAUCCUGCAGCUCUCCCAGCAGCUGUCUGGCAUCAAUGCUGUGUUCUACUACUCUACUCGUAUCUUUGAAAAAGCUGGAGUUCAACAGCCCGUCUAUGCCACCAUCGGAGCCGGUGCAGUUAACACAGCUUUCACCGUGGUGUCGCUGUUUGUCGUAGAACGUGCAGGACGCAGGUCUUUGCACCUCCUGGGGCUGCUGGGAAUGGCUGGAGCUGCCGUCCUCAUGACUAUCGCCUUGGCUCUGCUGGAACAGUUCAAAUGGAUGUCUUAUUUGAGCAUUGUGGCGAUUUUCGCAUUUGUUGCGUUCUUCGAGAUUGGACCGGGUCCCAUUCCCUGGUUCAUCGUGGCAGAACUGUUCUCACAGGGACCCAGGCCUUCAGCCAUCGCUGUGGCUGGUUUUUCAAACUGGACUGCCAACUUCAUCGUGGGAAUGGGUUUCCAGUACAUAGAGGAAUUGUGUGGUGCCUAUGUGUUUGUCAUCUUCACUGUGCUGCUGCUCGUGUUCUUCGUCUUCACCUACUUCAAAGUGCCAGAGACCAAGGGCCGGACGUUCGACGAGAUUGCAGCUGGCUUCCGCCAGACAGCGGCCACGGGGGGAGAAAAGCACUCGCCAGAGGAGCUCAACAGCCUGGGAGCCGAUUCUCAGCUCUGAGCGACUGUUUCUAAACUUUCUAACAAAAAACUCUUUCUCAGACCGAGGGCGAACGAGGAGGGUCUGCUGACUAGACAUAGACAGAUCCACCAGUAGAAUAAUUUUCACACUGUCACCACAUUUCGGUCGUCAUCACCAAACACAGAACAGACUUGUGUGGUUCUCCAACAUGACGUCUUCUGCUGCUCCUCUCAUGUCACACGAAGAAAACAAGAACUCGAUGGGCACUGUGUCGCCUGGCAAACGUGGAGAGGGGAGUUGAGGAUAGAUGGGGAAGGUUUAUAAUAUUUUAAAGAUAUUUUUAAAGAAGGAAAAGGAGUGUCUGCAUCAAUCAACCAACCAACCCUUUUUUAAUACCUUUUUUUCACUGAAUAUGUUACUGUUAUGUGCUUAUACUCUGUUCUUUGUGGCCUGUUACCGUACAGGGACGUUGUCAUUAUCUGGUUAAGGAGCGCUGUAGCUGUAGAAAAACGUUCACUGUACAAAAAUACUUUUUGAAAAAAAAACUGAUCAUACUGUAAUGCUGUAUUACUGUAGACUUUAGCACUGUAGAUGCUGCACAGCUUCACUAUGUCUCUCUCCACCAGGUGGGGCACUGCCUUUAAAAAAGGACCUUUUGCUCCACUGAAAAGAAAUAAGUUAUAUAUGUUCCUUUGUCUGAGAAAGUUGCUCAGUACACAAACUGUGAUAUGUUGUUGUAAUGGGAUGAGGAUUUGAAUGAAACUUGUUAGAUCAACUCUCCACAAAUUAUACAUAUUUGUUACUUAUUUUAUCCUUUUAUUAUUGUUUUUUUGUUUUUGCUAGAAAAGACAUGCUGAAUACUGAAAAUGACUUUUUUUCAUCAUAUUUUCGGACAUAAAAACACAACCAUAUCCAGAUGGCAUAUAGAGAAAUCCAUUCUUCAUUCCUGUAUUUUGACACCAUUCCUUUUUAGCAGUACAACAGUUGAAGUUGAAUCGGGGAACUGCAUCUGCACAGAUCAGUACCAGAGCGCUGAACUCGGCAGUGAAGUCGAUUAAAUAAAUCAUCCAUCCAUUUUACCAUGACAUGAGCUAAAGACACACUCACAAUAAGAAGCCACGAAACCAAAUAUCUGUCUCACAAAGAAAAAAAACAAAAGGAAAAUCGGAACAUUUUUAAGUUUCAGUGCCCGUCUUAAAACAAUCACGCCUCCUGAGCCUUUGAGCCUUAUCGCUUUGGAACAGUUUCAGGUCAGAACAGGCUGAUCUAGACGGAAAGCGUCUGUCACUGGAGGAUCUUCUCUUCUCUGAGUAUUUCUCGGUUGAGAUUACCUUCGGAGCCACUAGAGUCUGUUGAAGUGACUGGUCUGGGUCUUUUCACACAAUCGGGAACGGCUGUUUUUCUGUGACUAGCACAAAGCAUCUUCAGAAAAAUUAAAAUAAAUAAAUAAAUAAAAAGAAGAAGACAUAAUGUGGACCAAGAUGAAUGUCAGCCUUUUGGAAUGUUUUCAAUAAUCCUGAAAGUGCUUAUUGCCCAUCUGGGGUCAAACACCCGGCUGGCCUUACACUGCGUAUGUGUCCUAGGAAGUAGAAAGUUGUUGCUGCGGUGCAAGGCUUGUUUUGGUUUGGGGUUUUUUUUUUGUUUUUUUUUUUGCCUUAAGUACUAAACUCUGCAGUAUUGUGUCUUUUCCUCUUGGCCGUGAACAGUACUCCAAAUUGGUGAAGGAACCCAUCACUUCCCCUGGCUGCAAAUCGCUGUCAAUCACUGCUGUAUCACUUGUUGAACCUGUCUUCUCUUUAAAUGUUUGAGGAACGUUAUCAUUUUAGCAGCACUUUAUUAUUCACGGUGAUAUUUCUUUGAAACAAACACUGAGCUUGAUCCAGUCAUUUUCUUUUUUUUUUUUUUGCUCACGGUGUGGAAUUUUUGUUACAAAAGAGAGACUGAAGUACUGCUGACGAAUUGCUUGAUGUUUUUGAAACGGAAAUGUGUGAAUUUGUUUGUAUCCAUUGCAGCAAGACACGGACGUUUUGCGCGCAUGCACCGGCCAACUGUGAGUUAAUACGGUGAUAUUCGUAGUCAGAUGAAGACAUCGAUCCACAUCCAACCCAGCAGACAAAAACCUUUUAAUCAUUCCAUAAUUGGGUGUCAGUUGUUGUAUAUGAUAGAUCUUUCUAGUACAUCAUUUGUCAUUGGAUGGGUGACCUUGUCCAUCCUGGAAAGCGCUCUAACAUCCACUCUCUGUGCCUUUCACAUAUCCUCACCAGCAAAAUCAUGUAAUUGCACCAAAAGAUGCACUUCCCCCCCUCAUGCUGAUGUCUACUGCAUAUAUAACUGUUUUAUACACAUAGAUUCACAAAUCUGCUUGGGCAUUGAAUUUUAAUGUAGCCUGUGGCCAUGGGUUUGCGGUCUAAAUACUUCAGAUGAUGUAAAUAUGUAACGCACUUCAGCGUCACCCACUCCAAAUUUAUAUAAUGUUGAACUUUUUGCAGUCUUUUUUUUUGUUUUUUUUUUGAUAGAUAAAUUAUUAGUACUGUAGUGCUGUACAUCUCCUUGCAUUUAGAUUCCUCACUGCCUUCUCCUCCCUGUUGAUUUGUUACCUGAAGAUGUUGUUGUGGCCUAAUAAUAACUAUAAUAAUUUUAUUUCAGAUUUUACAUGUAAGGAUUGCGUUUAGUAGCGUUUUCAUUUUAGUUCACAGAGCAUAUUCUAAUAUUUGUAAUAAUAAAAAACGUCUGUGUGUAUGAUGUUGGAAUGUUCCUCUGUUGGGGAAACUUAAAUUGUGAUGGAUGGUGCCGUAAAUGAUUUAAUGGCUGAAUAAAAGAAAUCGUGCAUACAGAUUUGAAGGUU